This is a messenger RNA of Menidia menidia (Atlantic silverside), 3586 nucleotides long. The record is from the annotation of a GenBank genome assembly. Lineage: Eukaryota; Metazoa; Chordata; Actinopteri; Atheriniformes; Atherinopsidae.
CCCUUUUUUCUUUCCCUGCCGGUUUCCUUGGUCACACACAUGCACAAACACUACUCACACACAAACACUGACGAAGGCUCAAUCCUGCUAUGGCCACCACCACCGCCACCACCACAGAAGAGAGUUCUGCGGUCGCUCCGGACGCCACAGCACCCCAGCAGCCUGACUUGAACACUAGCGUAGAACCCGACUCAACAGCACAGACUGAACCCUGUGAUGCCGAAAGUGACAGGGAGAAAAAAGAGGAUGACAAGCAGGAGGAUGGAGGAGAAAGUUCUGCAAAAGAGCUGAGUUUGGAUCCAGAGUGGGUGGAGGAAAGGUUCAGGAUCGACAGGAAGAAGCUUGAAACCAUGUUGUAUGCUCCCAAAGAAGGAGACAGUGGUACUGGAGAGGAGUUUUUUGAGAGAGUAAUGAAAGAAACUAACACUCAGGUGAAAUGGCCAUCCAAGCUGAAGAUAGGAGCCAAGUCAAAAAAAGAUCCACAUGUGAAGGUGGAAGGGAAAAGAGCUAAUGUUUUGGCAGCAAAGAAGAAGAUACUAGAAGUGUUGGAAACAAAGGUGAACAAAGUAACGCUGAAAAUGGACGUGGCCUACACAGAGCACUCCCAUGUGAUUGGAAAAGGUGGUGGUAACAUCAAAAAGGUGAUGGAGGUCACCUCCUGCCACAUCCACUUCCCUGAUUCCAACCGCCACAACGCUGCAGGGGAGAAAAGCAACCAGGUCUCCAUUGCUGGGCCCGUGGAAGGUGUGGAGGAAGCCAGAAAGAGGAUAAGAGACCUCCAGCCACUGUGUCUGACCUUUGACCUGCCAGUCACUCUAGUGCCCCAGGCUCUGCCAGAUGCGGGCUCACCCCUCGUUCAGCAGGUCGUGGCGGCUUUGGGGGUGAGCGUGAGCUUCAGGGCAUUGCCCCCGCCGCCCCGGGCCCAUUCCUCCUUUUACGGGAGCUGCUGCAGCAUCUGGGGGCUGCAGGGGAACGCAGCCACUGUCAAGAAGGCGACCUGCAUCCUCAUGGACCUCCUGCUCGGAUCAGAGGCCACGGGAGGGGUGGUGAGCAGUCAGCUGGACGUCACCUCUCAGCAGCACCUCUUCCUGCUGGGCCAGAACGGAGCCCACUUUGUGAGUGUCAUGCAUCAGACCCAGACCCAGAUCAUCCUGCCGGACCUCAGUGCUCCUCAGAGUCCCCCCUCCUUGCUCAUCCAGGGCAGUCCUGAUGGGGUGUGUCUGGCCAGACAGCAGCUCAUGGACUGUCUGCCUGUGUGUUUGAUGUUUGACAUGCGUGACGAUGGUGAGGCAGAUCCAUGUAAACUGGCACAGAUCAUGCAAAACCUUGGAGUCUUCAUUAGUGUCAAGCCCAAAGUGAAACAGACCAGCAAGUCAGUGGUAGUGAAGGGUCUGGAAAGGAACAUCUCCUGCCUUUACGAAGCCCGCCGUCUACUUUUGGGACUGGAUUCUUGUGAGGCUGCCAAUAUAACUGGAGGGAACUCUGACCUCAUGUUACCCUGUGGUGGGCUGACCAACUACUGGCUCAACAUGUUACUGCAGCAGCUUCGCAUCUCAGAGCUGGGCUCUACACUUACUCCAAGUACAGAGGUGCUGACCGGUACUAAGCCCCGACCCUCGCCUCCACCAGGCCUCCUCUCUCCCCCGGAGGAAAGCAGGACAGGGCUGAAGGGAGCAGAUAGUCGGCCACUGGAAAAGAUCCUCGAGAAUGAAGACCAGUCUGGUCAGUCAGAGGACGAGAGCUCUGAGGUCUCUGUGUUGUCACCAUCUGACAUGUGCGAUGUAGUGAACAACAGCAUCAGCAGGCUGGUGCUGAAUGGUCGCAGAGGGAGUCUCCAAAGUCCAGAGAUCGCCAAAGUCCUCUGCCAGGGUAGACGCCAUUCGACAGGGCAGUCGUUAACAUUCAGAUUGAACUCAGAGGCCGAUGGAGGGAGGAGUGAGAGGAGAAGCAGCCUGAGGAGAGACAUGAUUCUUGCUGAGAGCGUUCAUGGUGACUCAUCCAAAGCUGAGGUUUAUGACUAUGAGAGGAAGAAAGUGAUGGCAACCAGAGCCAUGCAGAGGAAACCUGUGGUUACAGAGGUCCGGACACCCACGGACACUUGGAGCGGCCUUGGCUUUUCAAAGUCCAUGCCAGCUGAAGCAGUCAAGGAGCUUCGCAACAUCAGCCGGCGCAGCUACAAACCCUACCUCACUAACAGCAACAAUCUGCCACAGACAGGGAAGGUGUGUAAUGGCAGUGAUUCUGAGAACUGGAGGGACCGACGUGGAUCUGCAUCCCUUUCUGUUUCCUCCUCCUCUCCUUCUUCCCCUCCGUCCUCCCCGUCCUCCCCCUCUCCCACCUUCUCUUCCUCCAACUCCUCCUUUCCUGCAUUUGCAUCCUCAGUGAGCAGAGGCAGAAAUGACAGACCCUUGGAGAGCUUUCCGAACAGUAGCUACUUUGAAGGUGUGUGCUUGUCUACGAGGGCACCAGCCUGCAGCCAGCGGAGUCUCUCCCCUCUUAUGACAGAUGAUCUACCUGAGCUGCUCAGGCAGCUUGGCCUUAUCAAGUACAUCGACGUGUUCGAACAACAAGAGAUUGACUACCAGACCUUCCUCACUCUGUCUGAUGAAGACCUGAAAGAGGUUGGUGUCUCCACUUUCGGCGCCAGACGCAAGAUGUUAAUAGCAAUCUCUGACCUGAACAAGAGCAAGAGGAGGCUGUCAGAUGCACCUACUCUGAAGUCUGGCUAUCUGGAAGGUGGCGCGAGUGGCAGACUUCCCCGCAUCAUGGAUUUGGAAGCUGCAGCUCAGAGUAACCGCUGGUGACAGACACUGAGAUCCAUGCUACUAAUGUGGUGAAUGCAGGGAAAAGGUCUGAACUGCUUUUUAUUCACCAGAUGUGUGAUAUAGCUGUGAGAAAAAGGAGAAAUGGAUCAUGGACUGGCACCAUUAAAAAAAGUUUGGAUUCUGUGUAAAAUCAAAAUAAAAACAGAUUGGAAUGAUAGCUCAGUUUAUAAAUGAAUUUUUCAAUUACAACAGGACACAGAGUUAAUGUUUCUUCUGAAGGCCUCUGGGGUUUGUUUCUUUUAAAAAAAACCCUCGUCAUGUCACUUGCUGGCUGCCGGUUAACAGCAACAUAUUUCUCAAACUUUUAAUACCACUUACUUUUACCUCCAGUUCAAACAUUUUUGUUGCUCUGUUUUUAUUCACGUUUUACACAGCAUUCCUUUCUUUUAAUUUGUGGUCGCAAAAUCAGUGGCUUUAUUCCACAGCCAUAACCCAAAGCUUUUUAAAAAAUGUAAUUCAAGACAAGAAGGAUUUCCUUUUCAAACUUGAAAUUUUACCUGAACAAAUGAUUUGACUUUUUAUUGGAAAAAUGUGCAUUUCUUAUGCAAGUAAGUUAUCUACUACAUUUAUGCAACUAUGUUUAUAUAUGUUUACAAAAGAAAAAAGUGCAUACUAUUGUAAUACAGAUUAAAUAAAUAAAAGCAUGGUUGAAGCUUAUUUAUGGAGACUGUAAUGCAUGAUUUCAAGGUAUAAAAGAGGAGAGAAGUGAAUGAAAUGCAGAAAAAAGGUCCAGACUUUAACAGUCUAUGCCUUAAACAUGU